GUGAAACCUCCAGCGUAAAUUCCAAAUUUCUUCCACUUCUUAGAUCUUUGGGCGUUGGUUUUCAAUAGAGUAAGACGCAAAAGAAAUUAGAUUCAGGAAACUAUGGCAACUAUGGCACCUACUACACAUUUGUCACAAUGGCAACAAGUGACGAUGACAGGAAAUGAAAAGGUGGAUGCUUAUAUCAUGCAACACUAUCACGACCAAGGAAUUGAUCUAACUGUUCGAGAAAAAUGUGCACUUUUGAUAGAAAGCCGGUAUAUGGAAUGGAAGACUGUAAGCACCCCAAAUAGCCAAUCAGAUGACAUCAAUUAUGCUGUUCCUCUUGUGCAAGAAUUAGCGAAUGAAUGUUUCAAACAGAAGGACAAACUCAGCAAUUCACAGCAAAAUAAUUACGUCGCAAUACAAACUCUGGCAAGUUUUGGUAAAAAAUUACAGCAGGAGAUUCAAGACCAGGGGAGUGCAGUUCAGUUUGCAGCAAGAAUGAGCCAUUGUCUGCAGAUGGAGAGAGACAUUCUUGAUCAGAUUAAAAAAAAUCCGAAAGGAGAAAUUGAAAUUGAAAGCGAGAUGGAGAAAAAAAUCAAGAUGAUUGAUUUACAAUUAAGGGAUAUUGAAAAAGGCCUUAAGGAUCUCGGAGAACUGCAGAAAGAAGUCAGAGCCAAUAAUGUUGAAUUAACAAAUCAGAUGGAGAACUGUAAGAGGAAAAUUCAGGAACAAGGGAGACAAAACAAUACUAAUAAAGUCAAUGAGUUGAAGAGACAACAACAAGAAAUCAAGCAGAAAAGGGACAAUGAAUUUAAUAUGAAAGCCGUCAGCAUUCUGCAAGUGAGACAGCACCUUUCUGGGAAAUGUGCAACUUUAGUACCGGAUACUGAAACUCUCAAGAACCAGAUGUUGAAAGAGAUAGACACGUGGCAGAAAGUUGAGAAAAUGAAAGUCGUUAGCAAAAUUACAAAUCUAUGGCUAACUUCGCCUGAAUUAAAAAAGGCACACACUAAGACCCAAUUGGAUGACAUUGAAACAAGAUGCAGCAAGCUUGCAAGAACCUUAUGGAAACUUUUCCAAUGUACACAGUCAUUAAAUCAGAUGGUCUCCGAGUUGAACCUUACAACACAAGAUGGCAGCAGCCAGAACAUUGCGGCUGACGUGAGAAAACUACUUGAGGAUGUCCACGCCAACUUCUCUAGUCUUUUGGAAAAGUCUCUUGUCAUUGAGAUCCAGUCAUUGCAAGUCCUUGUGAUGUCCAGUACAACUAAUGGCACUUCAGAGAAUGUCAACUUCACACUGAGGCUGUUAGCUGGUAGAGAUUUGGACAUUGGGAAAAUGAUGCCACAAGCCAUCAGUGCUGGUUUCUACAGUGAGAAAGAGUUAAUGCAUGCAGAGAGACUUGACACAGAUAAACCAUCAUUACAGCUGACCAAUAAUAAUGCCAAUCUAGCUCCCCAGGGUUACACAAAGUCAGUGGUUGCGUCGUUCCAGAAUAUGAGAGUGACAAAAUUCAGACGUGGCAAACGAGGGGCGCAAGAAGUGGGAGAACAGAUGUAUGGAGUUCUUUUUCAGGCAAACAUCAAACUUGGAGAAAUCAUGUACACUGUUAAGACUAUCUCAAAGCCUCUCACACUGGUUGUAAAGAGUUGCCAAGAACCCAACUCAUUGUGUAAUCUGGUUUGGUAUAGCGCUUUCUCUGAGCCGAAUGCUCUUCCCUAUAAGUAUCCCUCAGACACUCUUUGGAGGAAACUUGCCUGUGUUUUAAACAAUAUGUUUCAUAAUCACAAUGGAAAAGGCCUUGAAGAAAGACAUAUCAACUUUCUACGUUUUAUGGCUUUCAAUGGGUCAGAUGUGGACAAUGAAUCUUGUAUCACAAGAGAGAAAUUUUGUAAGGAUCGUAUGAAUGGCAAAGAUUUCACGUUCUGGCGCUGGUUCUACGCAUGUCUUAACCUUACAAAUGACCAUCUGAAAGAGGCGUGGAAAGAGGGACUCGUGGAGGGUUUCAUUAGCGGCCAGGACUGCAUAGCACAACUGGAGGACCCUAACAUUAAAGCACAUAACUUCAUCUUAAGAUUCAGUGCAUCAGAGAUUGAUGAUAACCAGAAGAUGAAGCUCAUUGGAAAGCUAGUUCCAACUGUUAAAAUAGCCGAUGGUUUGGUUCAGCAUAUAGAGCCACAAUCAGGAGAGGAACUUACAAAGAAGGGAAGUCUGGGAAGACUCCUCCUUGAUAUCCCCUCACUUGAAUAUCUUUACCCAGAUAGGCCAGUCCAAGAAACAUUCAAAAACUACACAAGCAAAAAGAAAGCGAAAGACAACCAGGAAUUGAGACCCAAUUACAUUGGAUUGAACCCCAAGGCUGAACUGAAACUCACUGAAGAGGUCUUAGAGCAGAUCAACAACAGGCAGACUGAACCUGACUAUAACAUCCCAUCUGUAAGUUCUAUUGGAAGCCAGUCAGUCCUUGAAGAUUAUGCCAAUGGGGACUCUGUGGAUGAUACUAUUAUGGUCAACAACUACAGUAAUAUUGGUCCAAUGUAUCAAGGAUUUGAACAAAAUCAAGGUGGCCACACUGGUCUUCCUGCAAUAGGUUCAUUGAUGCAGACAAAUUCACUGGAUAUGUCCCCAAGUGAAGUGGCGUCUCUUCUCCAGAAUGUUCUGGACCCUAACAUUGGCGUUCAAGAGGAGGAGGUCGUCAAUAAUGGCGCACUCUCACCUCAACAAAAUGUCAUAGUCCAACCAGUCAACCAUGACGUAUUUAUGCCAAAUAUAACGAACAGCGGCACCAGUUCUGGAGAUAGUUUAAUUAAUUUACUGAACUCCAGCAAUAUUACGCAAAUGGAAGGAGACUACACUUACAAUAAUGAACAAACUCCUCAAUGAGCUUACGCAUUUGAGAUUCAGCCUGAAUGAAGACGUCAGUAUGCUUACAAAUGGUGUUCAAAAAUCUUCAAGGGCUCAUUGCUCGAAAUAAGAUUUCAUUCACAAUUGUUAAAGCCCUGAUGUCCUUAGGCCUAAUAGGGACUCUAAACUGAACUCAAUCUCCAGUAUGCCAAUAGACUUUGUGAAAAAACUCCUCUUGGGGUCAUUGCUGGAUAUCUAUACAUUUAGAACAUGAUGAAUACAACUGACAUAUGCUUAUUAAAAUGUCCCAUUAAUAUUGUAUAUUAUAUUUCUUCCAUGGGAUAUUCAUUGGAUAUCGUGUAAAGUAAAAAUCUUUGCAACAAGUGGAUAAAUGUCAUAUUUUUCCCAAACCUCAAAUGUGCUUCUGAAUCAUCAGAGACGGUACAAAAUCUGAAGGCUCACUCUGAUCUUAAAUAUUGAAUGUUUUUUGCUACUUGACUGAAAACGAGAAGGAAUUGGAAAUGUUACAUUUUCAUCAUUGAUUAUUUGAUUUUUUUUGUGGCGAUAAUUAGAAGUUAAGAAUAUGCGAGUU
Messenger RNA from Owenia fusiformis, 3421 nucleotides. Lineage: Eukaryota; Metazoa; Annelida; Polychaeta; Sabellida; Oweniidae. The record is from the annotation of a GenBank genome assembly.